AUGUCAUUCUCAAUCUUGGAGGACGUUCGAGCUACCCAUCAGGACCUAGACCGACUGACGAGCUAUCUGACUACGGUUCUCCUCCCAGGCCCACCACGAUCGCAUCGUGACAAGCUGGUACAAGCUCAUCGAGCGAAAUACCUUUCAGACCUGAUCACCCUUCGAGCGGGAAACUUACUCGAAUCCUAUACCGAUAGAGACCAUGAGCGGGCGGCUGAGAUAGAGAAACUAUCGGACACGACUAGAGGCGAAUUGGCUGAGUUUUACGGCCGACUGGGACGACUCAAUGAUUUCCAUCGGAAAUAUCCUCAUCAUGCUAACUUGGAUCUUUCGGCCCCUUUCGAUUGGAGUGGAUUAGAGGGAGAAGUGAUCGACGGUCGUGAUUUCAUCGAUCGAAUGUUUACUGGUGAAGAAUUGCUCGGCCGGUAUCUCGACUUGCAUAUCCAUCAUGACACCUACAACAAUCUCACCUCCACAUCUAACCUAGCAUCGAAAAGGCUUCCUUACAUUUCAUAUAUCGAUACAUUUGAUCAUUUCAGUAAUAUCCCCCGGACUACUAAGAACCGGCCAGAAUAUAUCACAUACCUCAAGGAUCUUCGUGAUUAUCUUGAAUCAUUUUAUCGACGCACCCAUCCUCUAUACGAUCUUGAUGCUGAUCUAAAUAACCUAUAUGAAGAAUUCGAAGAGAAGUGGGCUUCAGGGGAGGUGACUGGAUGGACGUACGAGGAAGCAGAAAAUACCGAAGGGAUCUGGUGUGAAGCCUGUACCAAGCUCUACUCCAAACAGACUGUAUACGAUGCCCAUCUGAAAUCAAAGCGACAUCUCAAAUCGAUUGAAAAACUGAAGGAAACCGAUACUACGGGGACCCACUCGAGUGAACCUAGCGCAAAAAACCUGAAGGAGUUGAGGCGUGCCAAAGACCGACCGAUAGCGUUCUUGGAACAAGAGAUUGAAUUAUUAGGAAAAUUGCUCGAGUCGUUUCGAGUUGAUACUAAAGCAAAUGUCGAGCGUAGGGCCGCACUGACGGAUAAAGAACGCCAACAAGAAAUCGAAGAAUACGAGGAGCGUGAAGCAAAAGAACGUCUGGAGGCGGAGCGGCAAGCGGAAUCAGCGGCCAAUGGGGGUGGGGUCGGCGGAGAAGCGGCUGAAGAAGAGGAGGAUGACGAGGCCCGGAUCUACAACCCACUGAAAUUACCACUUGGAUGGGACGGAAAACCCAUCCCCUAUUGGCUUUACAAGCUGCAUGGACUUGGAGUCGAGUACAAGUGCGAGAUUUGCAGUGACUUUGUGUAUAUGGGCAGAAAAAACUUCGAACGUCAUUUCCAAGAAUCUCGCCAUGCCUUCGGCAUGAGAGCCCUGGGCUUGCCCAACACCAAGCAUUUUCACGAGAUCACCCGGAUCGAAGAUGCAUUUGCAUUGGCUGAGAAGUUGAAGUCGGAAGGCAGGGCCGAAAUCUUUAGGGAUGAAACGAUGGAAGAGUUGGAAGAUGAUGAAGGCAAUGUCUAUAAUCGCAAAACAUACGAAGAUUUGCAAAGGCAAGGACUGUUGUGA
Molecule: messenger RNA, 1551 nt
Organism: Puccinia triticina
Lineage: Eukaryota; Fungi; Basidiomycota; Pucciniomycetes; Pucciniales; Pucciniaceae
Exons: 7
Coding region: 1-1551 (516 amino acids)
Biological process (GO): mRNA splicing, via spliceosome
Cellular component (GO): spliceosomal complex; nucleus
Molecular function (GO): RNA binding; zinc ion binding
Source: RefSeq, a predicted model, not a curated record